Messenger RNA from Symbiodinium pilosum, 1065 nucleotides. The record is from the annotation of a GenBank genome assembly. NCBI's taxonomy places the organism in Eukaryota, Dinophyceae, Suessiales, Symbiodiniaceae.
AUGUUUGUCAUUUAUUAUUCUUAUUUGCAAGCAGGCUAUGGCCUUGGGCCGUUGCAACUGGAUCGCUGGGUGACGGGCUUUCUCAAGAAGUUCGAGCGCGUAUAUGAGCUGCAGAAGGACGGCAGAGCAUUCAGCACACCCCGCCGGCUCUUAGCCGCACUGGACGUGAGGUUCGGCCAGAUGCUAGAUGAGACCUUGGAGGAGCGUAUGAGACGAGAUGGCUUUGGAGAAAGGUUGAUUCAGGAACUGGCGAGCGGCAUGGUCCGUGUGAAUUAUGGCCAGGGCCUAGAUGUAGGGGCAUUUGUCGGGGCCGUGGCGCUGUGUGGCUCGCAAGGCCCACUUUGGGCGGUCGAGGGCGGCAACCAGUUGCUGGCCUCCAAGAUCUUGGAGUCCUCCGGUGCGACACUGCGCGAGGCCACGGUGCGUCGAAUUGCCAGCGCCGGAACGCGGUACAAGCUCUACGCAGACGUGAAAGGAUCUACAGAGGCUCUGGUGGAAGAUUAUGAUCUCGUGUUGCUGGCGCUGCCUCUGCGUGACGCAGAGGACUUGCAGCUGUCAGGCUUUGCUUGUGAGAACCUCGCCGCUGAGCUUGCCAGACCGUAUCAACGGAUCUACGCGACAUUCUACGACACACAGCCUAAUCCGAAGGCCUUGCAUUGUUCCGAACCAGUGCCUGGCGUCAUUCUGAGCACCACUGGUGACGGCUUCAACAGCAUUGGCCUGCAUAAUGGUACCCGGAAAGGGGACAGCAAGCACAUCUGGAAGGUCUUUUCCCCUGCGCCGCUGACUGAUGAGCAAUCAAAGCGGCUCUUUCCGAGUGGCCCCAAAUGCGAAACUUUUGGAUGGUGGGCCUAUCCCAAGUAUUCGAAGGUGGAUCGACAGCCGAAGGACACACCUUUCUGCUUAGAUGGAGCUGGCUUGUAUUACUGCAAUGCCAUCGAAGAAACAGCCAGUGCGAUGGAGAUGUCGGUUCUGGGAGCCAAAAACUGCGUCCUGCUCGCCAGCAAUCGCUUGAAGGGCACUGCACACAACAUCGACGCUGCUGCAGCGUCUUCGCGUCUUUGA